Messenger RNA from Monoraphidium neglectum, 1554 nucleotides. Its product is annotated as platelet-activating factor acetylhydrolase 2,40kDa. Gene Ontology annotation, molecular function: 1-alkyl-2-acetylglycerophosphocholine esterase activity. Bases 1 to 1554 code for a protein of 517 amino acids. NCBI's taxonomy places the organism in Eukaryota, Viridiplantae, Chlorophyta, Chlorophyceae, Sphaeropleales, Selenastraceae. The record is from RefSeq and is a predicted model, not a curated record. The transcript is spliced from 9 exons.
AUGCUGCCAGUGGGAUUUGCCACAAUUAUCAAGAUAAAUGUGACCGGGCGGCUGUUCUACCCGGCCGCCGCCGGGGCCAAGGGCGGGUCUGUCAACUGGAUUCAGGACAUGAUGUAUGCCAAAGGGUACGUGACGUUUGCGUUCUUCAGCGCCAAGUCUCUCAAGUGGCGGAUCGCCAAAAACGUGCUGCAGGGCGCCGCAUGGGCAUCUGGCGCGGCGACGCGCAUGCCGGUGCUGUACAACGCCCCCUUGGCGUUCCUCGGCUCUGACCCCUUCCCCUUGGUCAUCUUCAGCCCUGGCGCCGCCGCGAAUCGCAACACCUACAGCAGCGUGUGCACCGAGGUCGCGUCUCGCGGCUGCGUGGUGGUGGCGGUGGAGCAUGCGGACGGCAGCUCGGGCGCAGCCCUGCUAGCUGACGGCACCUGGAAGCUGUUUGCUGGGCUGGGGACGGGACCGGUGCUGGAGGCCAAGUGUCACUAUCGCGUGUCCGAGGUUAUGAGCGCAGUCAAGAUAAUGCGGAGCCUGAAUGAGGCGGGCUCUGUGGCGGAGGGCUCUUUUGUGCUGAGUGGAGAUGGCAAGGAUGGCAGCGCCCAAGCGUCCUUCAAGGGCGCCCUUGACCUGUCAAAGCUGACGGUCAUGGGCCACUCCUGCGGCGGCGCCACCGCGGCGCUGGCGGCGUCGCAGCACCCAGAAUUCGCGGCGGCGGUAGCCAUGGACCCAUGGUGGACCAUCCUGCCUUCGGGCAGCCCCGCCCUCACGCAGUGGGCCCCAGGCUGCACCACGCCGCUGCAGAUCAUAGGCAGCGACGACUGGAACACGCCAAAGGGCAUCGACGGGUCCCUGCCCUGCAACGGCCCGCGGCAGGAAGCCGUUUUGGAGGCGGCGCGGCACAGGGACGACGGCAGCGGCAGCGGCCGCGGCGGCGGCGCGCUGCUGGUGGUGCCUGCCCACACCAAGCACCACUCCUUCAGCGACGUCCCCGCGCUGCUCGAGGGCUCAGCGGUGGCGCGCCGCGUGCUGGCCGUGAUGGGCAUCAAGCCGGACCCCAUCAGUGCCGCGGCGUCGCUGCGCCUGAUCUGCGAGUGCGCCGUGAGGUUCUGCCGCGCCCACUACGCCGCCGGCGGCCCGUGGCCGGCGGCGGGCGGUAUUACGGCGGCGGCGGAGGUGGAGGCGGAGGGCGCGGCGGCGGCGGCGGCGGCGGCGGCGAGCAGCGGCGGCGGCGAGGGCGGCGGCGGCGGCGGCCGGGAGGGGGAAGCAGUGGAGAAGGUGCUGGAAGGGGUGGUGACUGACGAGGCCGCUGAGCUGGCGGUUGAGGAGCAUGCAUCCAAAAACGGGCGCGACGCGCCGCCGUCGCAGCACAACGGACACCGGCCGGGGGGCGGCCUCCCGGAAUGCGCUUCUGCGAGCCGCACCGUCGACGGAGUGGGCGCGGCGGCGGCAGCGGCGGCGGCGGCGGCUGGCGCGGCGCACGUCAGGGUUUGGCCGGGCGAGUUGGAGGCGUAUGCCAAGUUCAAGGAAGAGGGGCUGCUGAGGAUUCUGGAGGUGCACGCGUGA